Messenger RNA from Tachysurus vachellii, 1086 nucleotides. RefSeq names its product POP7 homolog, ribonuclease P/MRP subunit (gene pop7). Lineage: Eukaryota; Metazoa; Chordata; Actinopteri; Siluriformes; Bagridae. Gene Ontology annotation, molecular function: nucleic acid binding. Gene Ontology annotation, biological process: tRNA 5'-leader removal. Bases 199 to 654 code for a protein of 151 amino acids. Gene Ontology annotation, cellular component: nucleolar ribonuclease P complex; ribonuclease MRP complex; nucleus. The record is from RefSeq and is a predicted model, not a curated record. The transcript has 2 exons.
CACACAAACAUUUGUAUAUUUAGAAAAUCGCGACAUCGCUGGUGUUGUGACGUUUGCCAUAUUAUUUUCUAUGCCUUUAUUGAUAAGGAAGCCAGUGAGUUCUUCCGGUGUCUUCACGAGCACUUCCGGGAUUUUCUGCAGUGAGGCGCGGUGACUAGCUUCAACAGCAAAACAGCUUUAGUUCUCAUAAGCUGUGAGAUGGCAGAGCCUCGAAGUCAGGUCUCAGCUUCUUUGUCCCAGAAGUCCAUGGGAUUUUCAACCUCGGAGGGUCCAGCAACAGAGAUGGACCCGGUAGAAUACACCCUCCGCAAGAGGCUGCCCAGGAAGCUACCAAAGCGGCGCAAUGAUGUCUACAUCAACAUGAAGACUGAUUUCAAGGCCCAGUUGGCCAGAUGUCAGAAGCUGCUGGAUGGCGGUGCAGGCCACAGGGAGAUCUGCAUUCAUGGCCUUGGACUUGCUAUCAAUCGGGCAAUUAACAUCGCUCUGCAGCUGCAGGCCUUCAGUCAGGGGGCACUUCAGCUUGCUGCCAACACCUCCACUGUAGAGCUCAUAGAUGAUCUAGAACCUGAUGAUCCAGAUGAAGCCGGAGAACCACUAACACGCACACGCAACAACUCUGCCAUUCACAUCAAAGUGUUUUACGCCAAUGCAUAAAACAGAUCCCACUCCAAGGCUUAAGGAGUUCAUUUCCACAUUGAAAAUACAUGAGAAAAGGACAAGCCAGUGUGUGUGUUUAGUUGUAGCAAGAUGUAAGCCUUCUUCUUCGUUAAUGUGUUGAAUAUUGUUGAAGAGAUACUAAUCUCUGAGACAUGAUGAGACUACAUGGUGUAAAAUUAUAUUUCUGUUUGAACUGGAAUUUAGAAAAGCCUUUGUGUACUGAUUAGACCUACUAGUGCCAGUUCACUGACAGAAAAGCUGUGACCUGUGUCUGUAAAAAUAAUUUAUGUUGGUGUUUUAUUGUGGAGUGAAAAGUAUUUAAUGUGUCUGUGCAUGUCAGAUUUCCUGAAGGACAAGUUCAUUUUUUUUUAAACCUUGUUUUUGAAAAUCCUUUGUUGUACAGUUGUAAAUAAAGUGGUUAUACACUCA